AUGGACGCUUUUGCACAGGAUAUGACUUCGACUCUCUAUGGCAACCCUCAUUCUGGCUCAUGGUCAUCGCAGCUUUCCACAAUACGUAUAGACGACAUUCGAUUACGAUUACUACGUUUCUUCAAUGCAGAUGCGUCCGAGUACGACUUGGUAUUUGUUCCAAAUGCCACAGCAGGUGUCAAACUCGUGGUGGAAGCCAUGAGAGCGCUCCCGGAGGGCUACUCAUACGCCUACCAUCAAGCAUGUCACACCAGCUUAGUAGGCGCCAGGGAAGACGCAAGGCGGAGCAUAUGCGUUGACGAUGUUGACAUGGCUUCAUGGCUGCGGGGCGAAGGUCCGUUUUCGUCCACCGGUCCGUCUUCAGCAACCCUCUUUGCCUUUUCUGCCCAAUCUCAUAUGGACGGGCGACGGUAUCCCAUAUCAUGGCCGAGAGAACUUAAGGAUAAUUCACAUGGCAAAUCAACCCCUUUAUUCACCCUCCUUGAUGCGGCUUCAUUUUCUGCCACAUCUCAACUAGACCUCAGCUCACCUGAUUUCGCUGCAGACUUUGUAGUUCUUAGCCUGUACAAAAUAUUCGGAUUUCCCGAUUUGGGAGCAUUAAUAGUUCGACGUUCUGCGGAAUGUAUUUUUGACUGGCGGCGAUAUUUCGGCGGCGGUACAGUUGAUGUGGUCACUUGCAAAAAGGAGGAGUGGCAUGCGAGGAAAACCCAGUUUCUCCACGAACGUCUGGAAGACGGCACACUACCAUUCCACAAUAUCAUAGCCCUGGACUCAGCAAUGACGAUGCACACGAAGUUAUUCGGCUCCAUGGAUCAAGUCAGCGCACACACUUGUUCCCUGGCUCUGCAAUUGUUCGAUAGGCUGGAAAGCUUGCGACAUGGCAAUGCUGUACCGGUGUGCGUCAUGUAUACCCAGCGUCCAGAUCCUGCCGACUUACUAGGAACGGGCCCAGUAGUCUCGUUCAACCUAAAGAACAGCGCAGGCGGUUGGGUCAGCUUGGGAGAAGUCGAAAAAUUGGCCAUCCUUCACAAGAUUCAUAUUCGAACGGGCGGUCUAUGCAGCCCGGGAAACAUAGCAGCUGCUUUGGGUCUGGAACCUUGGGAGAUGAAGCGAAAUCUAUCUGCCGGAAUCCGAUGCGGUGCUGAUAGCGAGCUUAUGAGCGGCAAGCCAACUGGUGUUAUUCGAGCAAGUGUGGGCGCCAUGAGCACCAACUCUGACAUUGAACGAUUCCUCGAAUUUUUAAAGGAGUUCUUUGUUGAAGCGCAUCCUACGCUCGUAUCACUCGGUGAGAAGACCAAGAAAAAUCUCCAAGGGCCACCCAACAUCCGUGUUAAAUCAAUCACCGUCUUCCCAAUCAAAAGCUGCGGUGGCUAUGUCGUACCGCCAGGUGUGCAAUGGGAUGUGAAACCCGAAGGACUAGCAUGGGAUCGUGAAUGGUGUCUGGUUCACCCAGGCUCAGGUCAAGCACUCAGUCAGAAACGCUAUCCUAGGAUGACACUCUUUCGACCAACACUAGAUUUCGAAAAGGGUUUCUUGCGGGUGACAUAUCACGGAGUCAGCAGCAAUUUGGGCCUACCAGAGGUUCAGGUCCCAUUAUCCGCGAACCCAUCCUUGUUUGGAGAGGAAUCUAAACGAAUGUCUUCCCAAGUCUGUGGAGAGGAAAUUUCCGCCCAAGCAUAUAUUUCGCCCGAAAUCAACGACUUCUUCUCCCAAUGUCUAGGCGUUCCGUGCGUGCUAGCAAGGUUCCCUGCCGGCGGUCGUGGCCUCAUGAGCCGCACCGUCAAGGCACGCAUCCAGAAACAUCAACACACUAAACUGCUGUGCACGCUACCUGGCUCGUUUCCUGAUAUUCCGUCACCCCCAGACUCUGACACGGAGCAGCCUACCGAAGGCAAAAUACUACUAGCCAAUGAAAGUCCGAUUCUGCUAGUAAACAGCAGUAGCGUGGAUGCUCUGAACGGCAAUAUUGUUAAGAGAGGUGGCACAGGAGUCCCAGAUGAUUCCUUCAGAGCAAACAUUGUCAUUGAAGCGGACCAAAAGAGCAAGCACACUGCCUAUUCGGAGGAUACCUGGAGCAAGAUCCGCAUCGGGAACCAAGAAUUCAAGCUGCUCGGCGCCUGUCGACGAUGUCAAAUGGUCUGUGUUGACCAAACAUCCGGCGUCAGAAGGCAGGAACCAUUUUCAACACUGGCAAAGACCAGGAGGAUUGAUGGGAAGGUGUAUUUCGGCGUGCACAUGAAACAUGAGCCUAUACCCAGGGAUGUGAGCUUGGUGAACCAAGCACCCACAAUUCAGGUUGGAGAGGCUGUUACUGUUGACAGAUGGAUACCAUGA
Metarhizium acridum CQMa 102 is the source of this 2334-nucleotide messenger RNA. RefSeq lists its product as uncharacterized. Gene Ontology annotation, molecular function: pyridoxal phosphate binding; molybdenum cofactor sulfurtransferase activity; molybdenum ion binding. The record is from RefSeq and is a predicted model, not a curated record. Gene Ontology annotation, biological process: Mo-molybdopterin cofactor biosynthetic process. NCBI's taxonomy places the organism in Eukaryota, Fungi, Ascomycota, Sordariomycetes, Hypocreales, Clavicipitaceae.